AUGUCAGAAUUAGAUAUUCAAUAUGAUAAUUUGCGAACUGAUAGUUUCGAAACUGAUGAUGCUGAUUUAGCAGAAAGUAUAACAACCAAACAAACUAAUGAAUUAACAAAUACUAGUGAAGAAACUGAACUUAACACAGUUUCACUUAAUUUACGAGAGGCUUCUUGGGUUUGGGAACAUUUUUCAAAAGAAUAUAACACUAGAAAUGAACUUAAAUCAUUUAUUUGUACUAUAUGCCGCCUUAAAUAUAAGCCAACCAAUACACCAGGAACUCUUGCUAAACAUUUAUAUAACAAAUAUAAUAAUCUGGUUGGUAAUCGACAAAGUACUCUUGAUAAAUUUGUAG
Molecule: messenger RNA, 346 nt
Organism: Dentiscutata heterogama
Lineage: Eukaryota; Fungi; Glomeromycota; Glomeromycetes; Diversisporales; Gigasporaceae
Source: the annotation of a GenBank genome assembly